Messenger RNA from Aspergillus pseudotamarii, 2094 nucleotides. RefSeq lists its product as uncharacterized. Lineage: Eukaryota; Fungi; Ascomycota; Eurotiomycetes; Eurotiales; Aspergillaceae. The transcript has a single exon. The record is from RefSeq and is a predicted model, not a curated record. Bases 184 to 1524 code for a protein of 446 amino acids.
GAACCACCGUCACGGCAAGCCUGCGAUCGUUGCCACGAUCUGAAAUUGCGAUGCCACCGAAUCGAUGCCGGGAAAUGUAGCCGUUGUCUGCGAGCUGGCGCAAGCUGUGUGUUCAGUCCCUCAAAUCGUGGUCGCCGACCCAACCAUCAACUUCGCCGAUCUAACUCCCAAACAUCGCACUGGAUGAGCGAUGGGCCGUCGAAUGUAAAAUUGGCACCACGGAUCGCACAGCGCCUGAGACCACCGGUGGCUAACCUCGACGCGCAGAACCAGUUGAGUCCUCCGGAUCCCUCUGGGACAUGUAGGCUGGAGAGCACCACCCACGCACACCGGGGUCGCCUGGGAAGGGAAGAAGACCCUGCCGAUGACGGCCAGGAGCAAUCUCACGCAAUAUAUACCGAGCAGAUACCGGGUGGCAGUGGCCAUAUUGCCGGGCUAUCGCUACCAGACGUAGGUAUCGGCAUCGACCCUAGCGUCACCAUCCCGGAAAGCUUUCCGCAGUCGCUGAGUCUUCCGGAUGGUCCCAUGGAAUCGGACGUCUUCGUUCGCUUCAGUCGUCCAAGCGAGGCAACCCUCACUCCGAUCACUGAUACUCAUCUACCUCUCUUUGAGCCCUUCUCGGUACUGGGUGUGCCGGAGACCGGUCCCUCGGAGAAUGGCACGGGCCCCACCCAGCAUUUGGACCCGGCACAAGUAGCGGAUGGUGGUCGCAAGGUCGGUCCACAGACGCGUUUUCUCCAGCAGUUCAUGGCAGACCUGUUGGAGAUCGAUAUGGACUUAAUCCGGCACACCUUAGAGGAUCCUGUGCUCUUCGAUUCAACGUCAGUAAACACGAACCCGGGCGGAAAUGGUAACAAUACCCACCCGCCCGACUGCGCGAUUGACACGACUUUUGUUCUCACCCAGCGAUUUAUUCAUCUUUUGCGUCGGGGGGUUACCUGGACCGCUCAGACUAGUGCUGCACAAAUUGCGCAGGGGAAACCGCCAUUGAUGGAAUCAUCCACACUUCCCUCACGGCUCCAGCCGCCGAUCACCAAAACAACCCCUCAGAGCCCCCCGGGCGUUUCGGAGAUCAACUCGCAGCAGCGGGAGACGGGCCUCGACCAACCCUCACUACUACACGCUCUAUCAACUUACCUGCGGCUCAUGGACACGUACCAUAUCACGUUCUCACAAACCGCCGACAAAUUCGGCACUGCCCUGGCCAAGGGCGCGCCGAUUCCACUACCCUCGUUGCAGAUUGGCGCCUUCGCCAUGGACGAUCCUGCCGGGCACAUUGUGUUGGUCAUUCAGUCAGCGCUACAAUUGCUCGAUCGUCUGGGGGAUCUGGUGAAUCAGCUCUCGGCCCCGUUCGUGGCCGAGGAGAUGGGUGAUAUCAAUGUCAGCCGGCCCCUAGGCCCCCCCAGCGGGCCCAAUGCAGUCAAGAUACUCAUGGGGGCGGUUCGCGAACGCGAAAGCCAAUGUAUGCAGAUAGCGGCACGGCUGCAGAAUUGCUGUCGCGAGGUCCAGCGGUCGCGUGGCUAACGCCGGCGAUGGCGAAUCCGAACCGAUGUAACGCAAGAAAGCUAGAAGGGGAUGUAGCCAUCAUGCCUUCUCGAGUUCUCGCUUCUAAAGCAAACGCGGCUGCAUGAGUGGAGCCUAUUAUGUCUAUACAAAGACGGUCAUGAUACGAUGAAAAUCGUAGAUGAUAAACCUUCGUCUUCUGCCGGCGCUGCUGCCAACUUGUAAUCGGUCAUCGGCUCACCGAAUCGGCGAACUUCACAUCGGACCUUGAGGAUUCACGAGCCGGUGGCGGUGGCGGGGGCCCCUUGUAGAAGCUAAGACUCGGUGUCUCUGUGUCCAGACCGCUCUGAAGAAGAAUGCCGCCGUUUUCUGACCGAGGAGCACAUCCCCAAAGCAGUCGAGGUCCUUCAACGGCAGAAGCUAGAGAUAUACAGCUAUGUGAGGCUCCCUCUCCCUCCCAGCAAAGCACUGUCAUCCCGGGUCCUUUCCGGACCGCCAAGAUAACCACUGGGAAAAGCUCACACCAUGCACUGCACUGGCAUUUCUCCCCCAGCCCGCUACCGAACACGCUCCGCCCCGCAAGCGAACGCC